Schistosoma mattheei is the source of this 1860-nucleotide messenger RNA. NCBI's taxonomy places the organism in Eukaryota, Metazoa, Platyhelminthes, Trematoda, Strigeidida, Schistosomatidae. The record is from the annotation of a GenBank genome assembly.
AUGCAACCAUUUGUCUGUAAUGGGAAUGAAAAGACAGCUACAUGGAGUGAUAAUAAUGGAUUUCAACCUAUAGUAAACAUGGAAUCGAACGAAAUAAAAAAUUUGAAAUUUGAAGAUUUGAAGUAUUUUGUUAUUCAAGGAAGAGCCGGAAAAAAAUUCAUUCUCAAAGGAAUAUCUGGAGAGUUUAAAUCUGGGGAACUGAGCGCAAUUAUGGGACCUAGUGGAGCUGGAAAGAGUUCUCUCAUGAACAUUCUAGCGGGAUACUGCACGCAAAAUGUUAUUGGUGAUGUUAUCAUUGGCUCUUCACUAAGAAACCUGCAGCAAUUCAGGAAAAUGUCGUGUUACAUAAUGCAAGAUGAUUUGUUACUACCUCAUCUGUCUGUUGAUGAGGCAAUGAUGUGUAGUGCCAACCUGAAAUUAAGUGAAAAGACUAACUAUGCAUCCAAAAGAAAAAUAGUUGAUAAUAUUAUAAGCCUUCUUGGUCUAAGAGAAGCCGUACAUACUCGAACUUCACAACUGUCUGGUGGUCAAAAGAAACGACUAGCUAUUGCUCAGGAAUUAGUUAACAACCCUCCAAUAAUGUUUUUUGAUGAGCCCACAAGUGGUUUGGAUAGUGCUUCAUGUUUUCAUUGCAUCUCAUUGUUACGUCGCUUGGCACGUGGUGGUCGAACAAUAAUUUGUACAAUACACCAACCGAGUGCAAAAAUAUUCGAACUAUUUGACCAUUUAUACUUCUUAACUGAUGGUCAUUGUAUUUAUAGAGGACCUGUUUCAUGUUUAGUCCCUUACCUCGCAUCACAAGAUUUAAUUUGCCCAUCUUAUCAUAAUCCUGCUGAUUAUUUUAUGGAAGUGGCUUGUGGUGAAUAUGGUGAUCAUUAUAUGCGAUUAGCAAUGGCUGCACGUCGCGGAACAUUAGAUGAAAUUGUAGAUUAUUUGAAAAGACGAAAUGAUCAUUGUUCAUCGUCACCAUCAUCGCCGUCAUUUUGUUCACCUAUUAUUAUACAUGAUGAUAAGAAGAAAAAGACUAAACAGCUUGUAAAAAGUCAAGAAUCACCAUCACAUAUUGAAAUGUCUGUACUUCUACCUCAACCUAAUGGCCCUAUACGUACCAUAGAUCAAGGUUUAGUCAGUUCAGAUUGUAUAAAAUACGAUGAUCCUAGUCGAGAAUUUGCUGCAAAUCAGUUAACCCAAUUUCGGGUUCUAUUCGUGAGAAAUGUACUUUCCAUUAUUCGUGAUUCAACAUUAACACAUCUGCGUUUUGUAUCACAUAUUGUUGUUGGAAUAUUAAUCGGUGUUUUAUAUUUUCGUGUUGGUAAUUUGGGUUACGAAGUGAUAAGUAAUGCAGCAUUUGUCUUCUUUACUUUGCUAUUCCUUAUGUUUGCUUCAUUAAUGCCAACUGUGAUGACAUUUCCUCUUGAAAUAUCAAUAUUCUUCCGUGAACAUCUAAAUUCCUGGUAUAGUUUAAAAGCCUAUUACUUGGCGAAAUCACUAGCUGACGUACCAUUCCAGAUAUUUUUUCCUAUUGUUUACGCUAGUAUUACAUAUUGGAUGACUGAACAACCAAAUGAUGCUAUAAGAUUUAUUCAAUUUCUUAUCAUAUCGAUUCAAACAUCUUUAGUUGGUCAAUCAUUAGGUCUUGUUAUUGGUACAGCUACUUCAUUACAGGUCGCUGUAUUUCUAGGACCAGUAACGGGAAUUCCUAUACUAUUAUUCUCUGGUUUUUUCUCAAUUUAUAUGCUAUACCGAAGUAUUUACAAUGGAUUUCUUUUUUAUCAUUUACCCGAUAUUCAUUUUCGGGAGCACUCAAAAUUAUCUAUGGAAAUAACCGUACAGAACUUGAUUGCGAUCGUAAACGAAUAA